UUUUUUUUAUAUUUUAGUACCAGUUGAAAGAUGGAUGAUGACGACUUUGGAGGAUUUGAGGCAGCAGAGUCCUAUGAGAGUGGAAAUGGUGAAACGCAGACUACAUCCCCUGCUAUUCCUUGGGCAGCAUUUCCUACAGCAUCUGAAGUCCGUGCAUCUCAAAAUGUGGCCGCUGAUGUUCUUCUGGAGCACUCUGUGCCUUCUUCCUGCCUUGUUCCUUCUGACUCAUUCACUUUAUCAAGUGAUAAUGUGGCAACAGCUGUUCAAACUGCUAGCAGUGUUUUAAAUGCAACUGUACUUAAAGAACAGGUUCAAGUAGAUAUUCCAGUUGCCUCUUCAAGUUUAAUUGAAGACAAGUCAAUAGUCACAGCAGCCAUUGCACUGGAUGAUGCUGAGAUACAGAGAACAAAAGAAUUAAAGAAUGACCUGCAACAGACUAUUGUGAGCUUAGAAAUUAAACCUGGCACUGCUGAAGAAGAAAAAAAUAUCAUUAAGAAGGAAUUAGAAUAUUUAUUGGAGAAAUAUAGUAAUCUAGAAGUGGGUUUCUUGAAGGGAAAAAAAGAAAAAGUCAUUUCACAUCAAGACGAUUACAAAAUGCUUCAGGAAAAACAUAAACUGGAGUUAGAAGACAUGAGAAAAGCUGGACAUGAAGCCUUGAGCAUUAUUGUUGAAGAAUUCAAGGCAUUGCUGCAGUCUACAGUUCAACAGCGAGAAGCAGCUAUUGAAAAGCAGUAUAUACUGACAAUUGAAAAACACUCUCACAAAUGUGAAGAACUUCUUAAUGCUCAGCAUCAGAGACUUCUUGACAUUUUGGAAGCAGAGAAGGAAGUGUUAUCAGAAAAGACAGAACAAGCUUUGCUGCAACAAUCACAAAAACAUAAGGAAAUACUUGACAAAUGUUUGGAUGAAGAAAGGAAAAGAAGUAAGGAGGCUCUGGCAGCUGUGGCAAAGGCUGAAAAAGUAGCAGUGCAGGAGGCUAUUCUGAAAGCAGUAGAGGAGGAAAGAAGAAAUAUGGAGAAGAUUCAUGCAGAAGAAAGAAAAAUGUGGGAAGCAGAACGUGACACACACAAAGAGAAGAUUGCCCAGGCUGUUUUGGAAGCCAUGCAAGAGCAAAGAAAACAUAAUCAGGAAAUUGUUAAGGAAGCAUUAAUGGAGGAACAAAAACGAAAUCAAAAGGCAGUCGAAGAAGCUGUGAAAAGGACAAGAGAGGAAUUGAUGGAAUAUAUUAAUGAACAGAAAAGGCUUGAUCAAGUUGUCCGUCAGAGAAAUCUGUUGAGUUUGGAACUCUUCCUCUCAUGUGCACAGAAACAAUUAAACACUUUAAUAAAGGAAGAUGGACUUCAGCCUUCUGAAGAAAAAACAGAGUGA
Molecule: messenger RNA, 1368 nt
Organism: Tinamus guttatus (white-throated tinamou)
Lineage: Eukaryota; Metazoa; Chordata; Aves; Tinamiformes; Tinamidae
Source: RefSeq, a predicted model, not a curated record